Zingiber officinale is the source of this 815-nucleotide messenger RNA. RefSeq lists its product as uncharacterized. The record is from RefSeq and is a predicted model, not a curated record. NCBI's taxonomy places the organism in Eukaryota, Viridiplantae, Streptophyta, Magnoliopsida, Zingiberales, Zingiberaceae. The transcript is spliced from 4 exons. The coding region runs from base 320 to 775 and encodes 151 amino acids.
GGGGGAGGCGAGGGCGGAGCGCUGCCGGUGGAAAGGGCCUGUUCGAGAGCGAUGGGGACGUUGUCGACUUAGUGGGUACUUUGUAGAGACGCUUGUGGUGGGGGACAAGCUAGGCGUACUUCCGCACACUAUCCGGGUCUCCCUCGAGGGGGAGCUCUUCGCAGUCGACGCCACAAAUAACAAUAUAGUUCGGAUCACUCCGCCUCUCUCCCAGUAUAGCAGAGCAAGAUUUGGUUGCCGGGUCAUUUAAGGGAUUCUCUGGACAUGUAGAGAUGGUAAACCUGCAGAUGCUCGUUUCUAUCGUCCAAAAGGUGCCGCUAUGGAUGACAAAGGGAAUGUGUAUGUUGCUGAUAUCUCCAAUAUGGCUAUUCGAAAGAUAACUGAAUCAGGUGUGACUACUAUUGCUGGAGGAAAAUCAAAUAUAGCAGGUUAUAGAGAUGGCCCGAGUGAGGAUGCUAAGUUUUCUAAUGACUUUGAUGUGAUAUAUGUUGGAAGAACUUGUUCUCUUCUAGUCGUGGACAGGGGUAAUGCUGCUCUUCGCCAAAUUUCUCUUCAGCAAGAGGACUGCCAAUACCAGUAUACUUCAGUAUCAACAUCAGGUUACCUGAAGCUUCCCAGUGAUGUUCUUUGUAAUUCUUUUUGUACACAACAAACAUGGAACUAUAACAUAUUACAACCUUACAAUAUGGCACCAUCGGUCCAAUAUUUUCUGUUAUCUUACAUAUCUUAUAUGGUUGCAUCUACAUAUGUAGAAGACCAGGAAGAAAAAAGUUGACAACAGACAAGAGAAGUCACCAGCAGCCGAUACUUCGCUG